Mesitornis unicolor (brown roatelo) is the source of this 2823-nucleotide messenger RNA. It is a transcript of the gene ABCB11, whose product is annotated as ATP-binding cassette, sub-family B (MDR/TAP), member 11. The annotation marks the transcript as partial. Gene Ontology annotation, cellular component: membrane. The record is from RefSeq and is a predicted model, not a curated record. Gene Ontology annotation, biological process: transmembrane transport. NCBI's taxonomy places the organism in Eukaryota, Metazoa, Chordata, Aves, Mesitornithiformes, Mesitornithidae. The transcript is spliced from 17 exons. Gene Ontology annotation, molecular function: ATP hydrolysis activity; ATP binding; ABC-type transporter activity.
CUAUCCUAGAAACCCAUCAUUGACUCUAUGUCAGAAGAUGGCUACAAGCUGGAUAAAUUACAAGGUGAAAUUGAAUUUCAUAAUGUAACAUUCCAUUAUCCCUCCAGACCAGAUGUAAAGAUUUUGGAUAACCUUAAUAUGGUUAUUAAAGCAGGAGAGACAACAGCUUUUGUUGGAGCUAGUGGAGCUGGAAAAAGUACAACAAUACAGCUCAUCCAGCGCUUCUAUGACCCCACCGAUGGCAUGAUUACCCUGGAUGGCCAUGACAUUCGUUCCCUUAAUAUCCAGUGGCUACGCUCACAGAUUGGUAUUGUUGAACAAGAGCCAGUGCUCUUUGCCACCACGAUUGCGGAGAACAUUCGCUAUGGUCGGGAUGAGGCUACCAUGGAAGACAUCAUCAAAGCAGCCAAACAGGCCAACGCUUACAAUUUCAUCAUGGACCUGCCGCAGCAAUUUGACACUCAUGUUGGAGAGGGUGGAAGCCAGAUGAGUGGAGGUCAAAAACAGAGGAUAGCUAUUGCUCGAGCUCUUGUGCGAAACCCGAAAAUCCUGCUACUGGAUAUGGCUACAUCAGCACUUGAUAAUGAAAGUGAAGCUAUUGUCCAAGAAGCACUUCAUAAGGCCCGCCUUGGCCGCACAGCAAUCUCGAUAGCUCACCGCCUGUCGGCCAUCAAAGCUGCCGACGUCAUCGUGGGCUUUGAGCACGGAAGGGCUGUGGAGAGAGGAACUCACGAGGAACUCUUGAGGAGGAAAGGGGUUUAUUUCAUGUUGGUGACCUUGCAAAGCCAAGGAGACACAGCACUUAAAAAAGAAGCAACGGAAACAGCAGAAAAUAAUGUGGUUGAGCCAAAUCUUGAAGAAGUCCAAACAUUCAGCAGAGGAAGCUACCAGGCCAGUUUGCGAGCUUCACUCCGGCAGCGCUCCAGAUCUCAGCUCUCUAAUGUGGUCCCUGAUCCCCCACUAUCCAUUCCAAGAGAUCAUGCAGAGUCUAUGUACCUUACGUCUUCUUAUGGUGAAGAUGAUGAACAAGCGAAAAAGGAAUCUGUUGUUGUGGAGGAAGAUGUCAAGCCUGUGCCAUUUACCAGAAUUUUGAAAUACAAUGCCUCUGAGUGGCCAUACAUGGUGCUUGGAUCUCUGGCAGCAGCUGUGAAUGGCGCAGUCAGUCCACUCUAUGCUUUGUUAUUCAGUCAAAUUCUUGGGACUUUCUCCAUUCUUGAUGAAGAAGAUCGAAGAAUCCAGAUCAACGGUGUCUGCCUGCUCUUUGUCUUUGUCGGCAUUCUUUCAUUUUUCAUGCAGUUUCUACAGGGAUACACCUUUGCCAAGUCCGGAGAGCUGCUUACAAGACGGUUAAGGAAAAUUGGUUUCCAGGCUAUGCUAGGGCAGGACAUCGGCUGGUUUGAUGACCGCAAGAACAGCCCUGGUGCACUGACUACAAGACUUGCAACGGAUGCCUCACAGGUCCAAGGGGCAACUGGAUCGCAGAUAGGAAUGAUCGUCAAUUCCUUUAGCAACAUUGGGGUGGCCAUGAUCAUUGCUUUCUACUUCAGCUGGAAACUGAGUUUAGUUAUACUGUGUUUCCUGCCAUUUUUGGCCUUAUCUGGAGCUGUGCAGGCUAAAAUGCUGACAGGAUUCGCCUCUCAGGACAAGAAAGCGCUGGAAGCUACUGGACGGAUUUCCAGUGAAGCCCUCUCUAACAUCAGGACUGUAGCUGGGAUAGGUAAAGAAAAAAUGUUUAUUGACAAUUUUGAGAAGAACUUGGUUAUGCCCUAUAAAGCUGCAACCAAAAAAGCACAUGUUUACGGAUUCUGCUUUGGCUUUGCCCAGAGCAUAGUGUUCAUUGCCAACGCUGUCUCGUACAGAUACGGAGGGUUUUUGGUUGGCGCUGAAGGACUCCAUUACAGCUUUGUGUUCAGGGUGAUCUCUGCUGUUGUGACCAGUGGGACUGCUUUGGGAAGAGCUUCUUCCUACACCCCAAACUACGCCAAAGCCAAAACAUCUGCCGCACGUUUUUUUCAGCUGGUCGACCGGCUUCCUAAAAUCAGCGUUUACAGCGAAAAAGGGGAAAGAUGGGACGAUUUCAAGGGCAGCAUUGAAUUUCUUAACUGUAAAUUCACAUACCCUUCUCGGCCUGACAUUCAGGUCCUGAAAGGACUCACUGUAGCUGUUAAGCCUGGACAGACUUUGGCAUUUGUUGGAAGCAGCGGCUGUGGUAAGAGCACCAGUGUCCAGCUUCUGGAGCGUUUCUAUGACCCUGAGAAAGGAAGUGUGGUAAUAGAUGGACACGAUACCAAGAAAAUAAAUGUACAGUUCCUUAGAUCAAAAAUUGGAAUUGUGUCCCAGGAGCCUGUGCUAUUCGACUGCAGCAUUGCUGAUAACAUCAAAUACGGCAGUAACACCAAAGAGGCCACGAUGGAAAAAGUCAUAGAGGCGGCCCAGAAGGCGCAGCUGCAUGAUUUUGUCAUGUCACUGCCUGAUAAAUAUGAAACUAAUGUUGGGGCUCAAGGAUCCCAGCUGUCUCGUGGGCAAAAGCAACGCAUUGCUAUAGCGAGGGCCAUCAUACGGGAUCCUAAAAUUUUAUUACUGGAUGAAGCUACAUCUGCCUUAGACACAGAAAGUGAAAAGACCGUACAGGCAGCACUGGAUAAGGCCAGAGAGGGACGUACCUGCAUCGUCAUUGCCCACCGUUUGUCCACAAUCCAGAAUGCUGACAUCAUCGCUGUGAUGUCGCAAGGACUCAUCAUUGAAAGGGGCACUCAUGAUGAACUGAUGGCUAUGGAAGGAGCUUAUUACAAGCUUGUUACCACUGGAGCCCCAAUUAGCUGA